Messenger RNA from Emericellopsis atlantica, 774 nucleotides. RefSeq lists its product as uncharacterized. The transcript has 2 exons. The record is from RefSeq and is a predicted model, not a curated record. Bases 1 to 774 code for a protein of 257 amino acids. Lineage: Eukaryota; Fungi; Ascomycota; Sordariomycetes; Hypocreales; Bionectriaceae.
AUGUCUGCAACCCGCAAGACACGCGUUUUGUCCAAGGAGGAUAUUGCAAAUGGCCUUCGCGCGCUCGACGCGGCGAUUGAGAGCUCCGAGCUCUUGAUGAGCGUCGCGCCACUUCGCUUCAUGACUGUGGGUGGCAUGCUGGCGGUUUCGCUGUUCGAGAAUCGCCCCACUACCAAGGACAUUGAUUUUCUCCUCGACCCAAACGUCGACGCUGUGCGCGAGUAUCGCACCGAGGUGCGCAGGGUCAUCAACGAGGUGGGCGAAAAGCACGGAUUUAAUGACGACUGGAUGAAUGAUGAGCUUAAAAUAUUCAUUCGUCAAUCAAACCGCCUCAACAUGUUCUUGCAGUCGGUCCAGCAGGGCAUGGUCGUCCACGAGGGCCGGAAUCUCGUGGUGUACGCCGGCCGCCUCGACUUUGCACUGGAACGCAAACUGCGUCGCUUGAACGGCGACAACAUUCGACCGCGCGACCUCGAUCUCUCCGAUGCUGUCGCGCUGGUCCACACGCUCAAGGACCCCGAUCAUCCCCUGAGCUGGCAGUACUGCCAGUCUCUGGACGACAAUGAGCUCGGCAUGGGCGUCGGCAACUUGGGAAUCAAGGUCGUGGCCGACGAGUACGAGCGCGUGCACGGCAAGCAGGGUAUUGUCGAGACCGAGUGGGAUGAGCAGAGGCAGUGCUACAAAUAUGCCAAUCUGCAAGGCGAGUGGGUAUAUGUCGAUGAGCGACAAGUUUCGCCAAGAAAAGACGAUUCCGAAGGCAGCCAUACCGCCUAG